Molecule: messenger RNA, 4645 nt
Organism: Sphaerodactylus townsendi
Lineage: Eukaryota; Metazoa; Chordata; Lepidosauria; Squamata; Sphaerodactylidae
Gene: SYT12
Product: synaptotagmin 12
Exons: 9
Coding region: 1236-2498 (420 amino acids)
Biological process (GO): calcium-ion regulated exocytosis; regulation of dopamine secretion; regulation of calcium ion-dependent exocytosis
Molecular function (GO): SNARE binding; calcium ion binding; calcium-dependent phospholipid binding
Source: RefSeq, a predicted model, not a curated record
CUCGCGGCUCUCUCCAAGGAGGACCCCCGCGAAGGAGCGUGCGCGCACGCUGGGCGAUCUCUCCAGGCAUUGCAGGGGUCCAUGGCGCUCCCGCAGUCAGGCAGGGGGUGGGCUUGCAUGAUCACCGCCGUUGGCUUUCGCGCUCCACAUCUUAGAGCUGCGCGGAGCGGAGGAGGAGGAGCGGAGGGAGUCCACUCCACACCGCUGGCUGAGUCGCCAGUCUUCGCCUCGGUCGUUUGGAAGGGAGCCGGCAGCUUCCUUCCCAGCUGGAAGAGAGCGGGGGUGACUCAGGCUGCCGCUGCUCCAUAGGAAGAGCUCCCAGCGAAGACUCCCUUCCCGUGCAUCUUCUCAGGCCGUUGGGGCAAAGCGCACGGUGCCGGGGGCGUGCUGCUGAGGAGCCCCAGCCGAACUGCAGAGUUUGCAGGUCAUUAGUGCUGCACCAAAGUCCCAGGGAGAAAAGAUGCCCUCCUCCGCCCCGCCCCCCACGCUCAGUGGGAUCAGCAGUACCAUGCUGCAUGCUCGCUUCUCCCUGACGGCCCGCGUACCGACACGGCGCGAUCCCGAGGCCGAAAAGGAUGAAAGUCUUUCCCCGAGCAGCAAGGGCUCCUUGCAAAGUUUGCGCCUCGGAUGGCGGUGUGGUUGCUGGCAGAGUGGCUGCCCGGAGGGUGGGAACCUUCUUCAGACGGUUGCCCUAUAAGAUCCAGGCCUCCAGCUUGCCUGUCCCGAGGACAUUUGCCGGCGGGGAACCGAGCCUAGGUGGGCUAUGGAGACGGGUGUUUAAGUUUAAGCGCAAAAGGAAAGCCGGAAUAAUCGCAGAGGAAAUGGGAUGGACCAAUAAGCUGAGGAUGCAAUGGAAAAGUGCGGUCUGGUGCUGAGCUCCUGAGCAGCAACCUGAGCGUGGGAGGGGAAGGCAUCAAAAGGGCAAAGCGAGCCGGGCUGCAAACAAGGCGACGAUAAUGAAAAGAAGGGCCGCCGUGCUCGGUCGUAGCUCCGCUCCUCUUCAUGAGAGGCUCUCCCGCUCCGGGCUCAUUAUGUACCACGCGGGAGUAUUUGAGCGAGCUGCGCUCUCCGAAGGCUGGACCAGCUCGUGACUGCUCGGUGCGGAACCAUGUAGCCAUCAUCCGGCUCCUUCGUUGCAAAAGCUUUCGGGGAAGUUUUGCCUUGGCUCUCUGGGACCGCCGUGGUGAAGCUUUCAAUACAAGGACUGGCCAUCACUCUAGCCCAGGAUAGCAGCCAUGGACAAUAACAUUGCUGAGCACCAACUCAGUGUCAUAAAGAGUCCACCUGGAUGGGAAAUAGGCAUCUAUAUUACUGGUGCCCUUGUGCUGCUGACAAUAGCUGGAAUAAAUCUGUGGAAGCUGUGGAAAUCUGGCAGUUACCCUGCACCAUCUCCAUUUCCAAAUUACGACUAUAGAUACCUGGAGCAAAAGUAUGGGACUACAUAUUCUCAGAUCAAGCAAAAGAGAGGUAUGAACAACUUCCGAAAGGCUGGAGAAAGGACAUCUCCUAUUCGCAAACCAAGUUUGAAAAUGGAUGAUACUUUUGAAAACAUUAAUGAGUUAGGCACUCUGGAGUUGAUGAACCGAGACCUGGAAUUAACACCUUAUGGGCCCUUGAAAAAAUCCAUCUCAACUGACUCUCUCAGUUCCAUCUCCUCCAUUGGAAAUAAUUUUGGCCAAGAGUUCACAGUUGGGCAAGUGGAAGUCAAUAUGGAAUAUAAUGUAAACUCCAACACCUUGCAUGUAACACUGCUGCAAGGGAAAGAUCUCAUGGAGAAAGAAGAUAUCAACUUUGAGUCCUGCUUUGUACGGAUCAGUUUGCUUCCAGAUGAACAAAUUGUUGGUAUUUCUAGGAUCCAAAGAAGCGCCUACUCAGUCUCCUUCGAUGAGAGGUUUUCAAUCCCUUUGGAUCCUGCAGCCCUGGAGGAAAACCGGUUGAGAUUUUCCGUCUUUGGCAUUGAUGAGGACGAGAGAAACAUCAGCACUGGCGUAGCUGAGCUAAAGUUGUCAGACUUGGAUCUCUCUAUCCGUCCUUUCAAUGCGUGGCUAUAUCUGCAAGAUUUGAACAAGGCAACUGAUUCAGUGGGUGAAAUCUUGCUUUCGCUCAGUUACCUACCAACAGCAGAGCGAUUAACAGUAGUUGUAGUUAAAGCCAAGAAUCUGGUGUGGACCAACGGCAAAAUGACUGCAGAUCCUUUUGUGAAAGUGUACUUGCUGCAAGAUGGGAGGAAGAUCAGCAAGAAGAAGACAGCAACAAAAAGAGAUGAUACAAACCCUGUGUUUAAUGAAGCCAUGAUUUUCUCAGUGCCAGCAAUCGUCCUGCAGGAGUUGUCUUUGCGGGUGACUGUGGCAGAAUGUUGUGAAGAUGGGAGAGCUGAAAAUAUUGGCCAUGUCGUCAUAGGUCCUGCAGCAGGUGGCAUGGGCAUCACACAUUGGAACCAGAUGUUGGCCACCUUGAGGAAGCCAGUGUCCAUGUGGCACCCACUUCGACGAAGCUAAAGACGCACUUGCACCUUGGUGUGAAUAAUCCUUCAUGCUGCCUAAACUCUUCCAGGAGGCUUCUGUGUUUCCAGAAACUGUUGGCAAACAGAGUUUACAACACUUAGGAGCAAAAACUAUUUUCCCAGUUGUUUAUGGAAAACAAGUAACAACAACAACAGAAGAAGAAGAAAAGAUUGAUUUCCGAAUAGAACCAGAGGAACCUUGAAAAGCUUUAGAGUAUUCAAGCAUAGAUGCGGAAGUUACCAGAAUACACAAUAGCUUGGGAUAACUUGUUGCUUCAACGGCUUGUCUACAAAUCAGAUGAACUAUAGCUCCAUCAUUCUAGAUGUCACCAGCUUGGGCAAACCCACUGAAGCUCCCAAACACAGAUUAAUUUUAUACUGAAUAUUGAUGCCCCGUGGCAGCCUUUUCAUCAACUGGGAUAUGGGUAUGGGGACAGGGUUUGUAGCAAGCUUGAUUUCACCCUUUGAGUUCAGCGAAUCUUGCUUCCAAACAGGUGUAUUUGGGAUCCUAGCUGUGUAACUCUGUCACUUUCAUGGGAAGGCUAGAUUGAUUCAAUGCAAAAAAACCCCUUGAUUUUAAUGGGAAAGACUUCUUCCAAGUAAACAUAUUUAGUUUUACAGCCUCAUCAUAUCAUAAUCAUUUGCAUCUUCAAGCUGGUGCAUAUUCCAGAAGAGUAUCGGUAUUAGUUCAUUGCAGCAAAGACCAAGAGGCUAGCAAAAGAACUCUGUUCUAGUGUGAGCUUUUGUGGGAAAGGACCUUCAGAUUCAUGAAAUGUACGUGUUUCAUGUGUAUGAGAAAGUAGACUUCCCCAGAAAGGCUCAUGGCUAUGAAAAAUCGAUCCUGAAGGUGCCCAUUGGCUUCUUUUUCCCCUCUUCUUUGCAACAGUUGCUUUUACUCACAAGGUGUUUUGCAUCACAAAGACCUCACAUGACCAUCCAAGAACUCUAGCUUAAAAUGCAAUCCUGUUUAAAUGUAGUAUCUUAGUGAUAGCAUUACUAUCACUUAGAGGGUUCCUUUCUGCCAUUAAUUUCUUACCACCAAAGGUGCUUGGUCACUAUUAUGGUAGGGUUACCAAUUCUGCAUUGGGAAAUGCCUGGAGAUUUGUGGAUAGAACAUGGGGAGCACAUUGUUGGGACCUCAGCAGAGUUUAAUGCCAUAGAGUCCACCCUCCAAUUUAGCCAUUUUCUCCAGGGGAUCUGUAGUCUGGAUACCAGUUGUAAUUCUGGGAGAUCUGCAGGUCCUACUUGGAGGUGGACCCUGAGUUGUGGUUACUUGGUAACUGUAGAUAGUGGGUGCUUUUCUUGGCUCAGUUUAUGCCUACUUUGAGAGCAAAAGCAUUCAGAGAAAUGCACACCAAAGGAGCUUGUAUGUGAUGUGGAUGUUGAUGCAUGUUUGCAGCAUUCCUCCUGACAGGGAUGCAUUAGGUGACUUCAGAUCCGCACCAGACACAGGAUUCUAAAAAUUUCCAUCCAGUAUCUAAAGGAGUGGCUUCCCAAAAGAGAAAAGAGAGGUUUCCCAGUUCAAACAAGCCCUUACGUGCAAUCACUUGCUUUGUUUCCUUUGGCUUACUGUCUGCACAGUGUUGAAAUACUCUGUCAUUGUCGCUUCUCGGCCUUUUGGCUAAGAUCAAGUGUGUAGUACUCUAUCAUUAGCAGAAUCAAUGAGAAAGCUGCACAUCACACAAACUCUGUACCUCAGAAUCUGUGAAUUUGGUACGUGGUGGAAAGGAUCACCAUUUUCAUACAUGGUAAAAAUGGAUUUUUAUUAAUAAGAAUUGUGAAAAUUAAAUUUAGCUAGUUACUGAACCUGUUAAAAUAAUGUGAAUAUGUGAUUUCAAUAGAAUUGCAAGAGAAGGACUGUCGAUACAAUGGAUACCCCAACGUGUUUUUCUCCCAACCAGUUCUGCCAGUCAUCUUGAGCAAUGUGAGCUUGGCUUUGAAAGGUCUUUUGGACUAGCAGGGUAUGUUACUUUUUCUGACUUGAACAGGAGUCAUGUGUGUGGACACUGCCAUACCUCUGUGAUCUGAAAAGCGCCAUUGGUGUAAAUAUCUUCCCCAAAUAAUUCUCUUAAUGUGUUGGUAUUGAUUGACAUCACCCAUGCAAGAGCAGAACCAUGACUACUAAAGUAUAUGUUGAAUAUC